Molecule: messenger RNA, 1905 nt
Organism: Helianthus annuus (common sunflower)
Lineage: Eukaryota; Viridiplantae; Streptophyta; Magnoliopsida; Asterales; Asteraceae
Product: protein FAR1-RELATED SEQUENCE 5-like
Exons: 7
Coding region: 1-1905 (634 amino acids)
Biological process (GO): regulation of DNA-templated transcription
Source: RefSeq, a predicted model, not a curated record
AUGGCUUCGAACACACUUGCUGAUGGUGGAGAUGAUAUUGAGGAGGGUCAAAAAGACUUUCGACCGGUCGAUACUUUAGUUGAACAGCCGUCUGAUAGGUGGGUAUGGAGGGUACCAUCUAAAAGGGCCGGCUGCCAAGCUGCGAUCAGAAUAAAGCUUACCGAUGCUAAGAAGUAUUUGCUGUAUCAUUUUACAGAGGCGCACAACCAUGAUUUUGUGCAUGAAGAAGAUUUACAUCUUCUCAAGGAAAACAGGGGUAUUAAUCGUGCACACGAAGAGAUGAUAAACAAGAUGUCACAUCUCAACAUUGGUCCUGUUCGUGCAUUUAACAUUAUGAAGGAAGUGUAUGGUGGGUUCGACAAAGUCGGUGCGACCAAAGUCGAUUUUAAAAAUUUCAAGAAAGAAUUAAAUCUUUUUAUCGGAGAGUUUGAUGCGGAAAUGUUUGUCAAGCGACUGAUGAGGAAAAAGGAGUUUUUACCGAACUUCUCUUGUGAAUAUGAAACGACAGACGAAGGUGUGUUGAAGUAUAACAUGAUGUUUGUCCCUUUCACUGGGAUUGAUAAUCAUAAUAGGAACGUGACACUUGGUGCUGCAAUUCUCGGUUCUGAAACGGCAGAGACGUAUAGCUGGUUACUUAGGGCGAUCAAGAACGCAUAUGGGUACGCGCCUCCCGUAAUCGUUAUUAACCAAGACCCUGCGAUGAAAAGGGCUAUAGCGGAUGUUUGCCCUGAGUCGAGGCAUCGGUUAUGUAUGUGGCAUAUCAUGGAUAAACUCACUACAAAGGUCGGGGCUGCCCUGUGUUCAAAUACAGAUUUCAGGAAAAGAUUGUCUGCAGUUGUUUGGACUGAUUCUCUAUUGCCCGAAGCGUUUGAGGCUGAAUGGGCAGCUAUUUUAAAUGAUUUCGGUUUAAUCGACCAUGAAUGGCUGACGUCCAAAAGUGAGAAUCACUUUUUUGGCAAGAUUAGCAAUACAAAGUGCACGUUGGUUGAAUUUCUUAGCCACUUCGACACGGCUAUUGAAGCGCAAAGGCACGAGCAUCGAAAAAACGAUCAUGACACUCGAUACACCAACCCUGGAGAGUGGAAUGAUUUUGUUCUCGAGAAGCAAGCAGCUCAGAUAUAUACCAGAACUAUAUUUUUGGAUGUUAUGAUACGCGAGGAGGAUGUUACUGUUAAGUUUAUCUGCAACAGGUUUGAGCAGUUUAGAUUGUUGUGCAGUCACAUUUUCUGCGUGUUACGGCUUCUUGAUGUAAGGGAGUUUCCGAAACAAUAUAUAUUGAGGUGUUGGACGCGUGAAGCUGUUCCAAAUAGUUCCCCCGGGUCCAUUCUUACGGAUGGUGGAGAUCCAGAUCGUAGUGAGGAGGUUAACCGUUGUGUUCGUGAGAUUAGUCACGCAACUGAGUAUGUUGUGAACAAGUUGAUUUCAAAAUUUGAUAAGUUGUCUGAUUUUCGUGAUCAUAUCAAGCAGUUUAUGUCAGUCGCUGAUGAAGCUCAAAUAAAUGCACCUCCCAAGACACGACGUAAUCGAUUUGCUGAAUUGCUAGGAGUUGCUCCAGAGAGCACGGCCACUAUCCGUGUUCCAGUUGGUACCAGGUUCAAGGGUUGUGGUUCUCAUAAACGCCUUAAAUCUCAAAAGGAGCGAGCCAUAAGUCAGUCUGGAAGUAAACGUCGUCAAUGUUCAUUAUGUAAAAAAUACGGUCAUAACAGAGUAACGUGUUGGAAAUACACCGUGACUGUGCCUGAGGCAGGUGCUUCGCGGAAUGUUGAAGGUAAUGAAGAUACAAUUCGCGAAGGAGAUGCUGCUACAGUUGUUGAAGGUGAUGGUCCUGGAUCGAACGAUGCUGAUGAUGAGUUUUACACAUCUGGAAACAAUGCAGAUAUGGAUGAUGAGGACAUGGCAGAGUAG